AUGUUUCUUUUCUUUAGUAUUUCUAAUAGCCAAAUCUCCCCAAACUAUAAAGGUUUACCUCCGCAUAAAGUCCACAAAUAUAAAACUAAUAUUGAUUGGAAUAAUGGUAAAUUUAGAUGCUUCGAUGGAAAAAAAUUAAUCGAAACUGAUAAAAUAAAUGAUGAUUUCGCUGAUUGUAAAGAUAAAUCGGAUGAACCUAGCACGUUAGCAAAUAGUGAAGGCUUGUUUUACUGUCAAAACACAGGUUAUUUUCCGAAAUAUAUUCAAAAAUGGAGUGUCGAUGAUGGAAUCUGCGAUUGCUGUGACGGAUCUGAUGAACCAAAUCCAAGGAAAGUAAAUUGCUCUAAUAAUUGCAACGAAAUGAAUCAAAAAUACUUAAAUAUUCGCGAAACUUUACUAAAACGAAUGAAAAAAGGAUUAAACAAUGUGAAUCCAGCUGUUGACAAAUCUUCGAAGAAUACAUACUAUUGGCUAUCAAAUAAAAUCAAUAAAAACAAAGAACAAAAUAAAAUGUUCGAAGAAAACAAUUCAACAGAAAAUAGUGAAACAUCAAGUUUUCUAAACCAUCAAAAGCAACUACUAGAUGAAAAAUUCAAAUCAGAAAAGACAGAAACAGGAAAAUCAAUUUCUACAAAGUUUUCUCUCAGUAAUGGACACUACAAAUUAGAAAACCAUGCCUCAAUAAGACAUGAAGGACAUGAUAUAGGAAGAUUCGCAAGAAUGGAAGGAAAUAGAGCUAUUUACAACAAUGGCGAGCACUGUUGGAUUAUUCACAGAGGAAAGAAUACUUACAUCGACGAAUACUGCUGGGACACAAACGUUCUUCAGUAUGUUGUUGAAUUUUCGAUGUGUGAGUACAAAGGAGUACUUUUGACUGAUACAGCAUGUAAUAAAGAGACUAUCGAUAAGGUAGAGAAUAUGAGCCCAGAAGAAAUAAUUUCUCUUGUUAAGAUUUAUGGAAUAGAAUAA
Trichomonas vaginalis G3 is the source of this 969-nucleotide messenger RNA. Its product is annotated as N-glycan processing. The transcript has a single exon. The record is from RefSeq and is a predicted model, not a curated record. The coding region runs from base 1 to 969 and encodes 322 amino acids. Gene Ontology annotation, cellular component: glucosidase II complex. Lineage: Eukaryota; Parabasalia; Trichomonadida; Trichomonadidae. Gene Ontology annotation, biological process: N-glycan processing.